Molecule: messenger RNA, 5283 nt
Organism: Colletotrichum higginsianum IMI 349063
Lineage: Eukaryota; Fungi; Ascomycota; Sordariomycetes; Glomerellales; Glomerellaceae
Product: Ankyrin repeat protein
Exons: 1
Coding region: 1-5283 (1760 amino acids)
Cellular component (GO): cytoplasm; nucleus
Molecular function (GO): protein binding
Source: RefSeq, a predicted model, not a curated record
AUGAGGCUCUUUGGUAGCCCCGAGGCCAAAGAGGCUCCUCCUCCCCAAUGGGAUAACGACCACGACAGGAUCCGGGCCUGGCUUGAACCGACAGACUUCCUUGGUGAGUCAUCCGAGUUCAAGCGGCACCUCGCUCUGCAGGCACCGGGUACCGGCCUCUGGCUCAAAGAGACACCGCAGUUCAAGCAAUGGAUCUCGUCUACCGGCGCAAGCCACCUCCAGAUCAACGGUGCCACGGGUGUUGGAAAAUCUGUUCUUGCUGCGUCGGUCGUGCAGCAGUUGAGCCAGCCAAGCGAGGAUGGGCGGCACCAUGCCCCUGUGCUGUUCUUCUUUGGCAAAUAUGGCCGACAUCGUCCUGAACGCCCGUUCGGCGAAUACGAGUUCUCGGUACGCAUAGUGAAGGACUGGCUGGCCCAGCUUCUCCCGCACAGCGUCGCCCUACAAGAGGCGCUGCUAGGAGUAGUCAACAGAUCGUCGCCCUCAGUUGAUGAGCUCUGGGACUAUUUACGCAUUGGAAUAGCGUCUGUACAACAUAUCUACUUCGUAGUCGACGGGAUGUAUCAUACGGAGCCUGCCUUUGCCGCAAAUUUGCUUUCACGGCUCGACAAGUCGGUCCAUUCCCCGCCUGGAGUCGUCAGAAUCCUGACGACCAAUCGCUUCUCAGAGAACGAAACUAUGCGUCCAGCAACAGCAUCGCUGUUGCAAAUUGGCCUGGAUGAAGCCCGAGUCCAACCAGACAUCGAGGCUUUUGUUGCCAAUCGGGUCGAGGCCUCUGAUUUGACUCCACCUCGGCCCAAGGAACUGGUUCAGGCGAUAUCCUCGAGAUUCCGAGGGGUGUUUCUAUACUCUCGCUUGCUGCUCGACAUGGUCUUGUCAGAUCUCCAGGCCGGGCGACGUGUUCAGAUCGACAAACUCCCUGCUGACCUGAGAACCCUGUUCAACCAGAUUCUGGCUCGGAGCGCAGAAGAGCUGGGGAUCGAUGCUCAUGUCCAAGCCACCCUGUUAGCCUGUCUCACUUCCACCUUGCGACCCUUGAGCAUCCAGGAGUUGGAGAGCUUCUUGCAAUUUGUGGUAAAGACAGUACCCGAGGCCGCGGCUGGUGCCAUUUCUCGACAGGCAUGUGGUCCCUUUGUAGACGUUUUCGCAGACAACACGGUCGAUUUAGCCCACCAUUCAUUCUACGAGUUUCUUCUGGACGAGGGGAGAGAAACGAAGGCCCACAAGAAGAUCGCCGACGAAGCAGACGUAGUCAACGAGGAGUGUCAAGCCACUGACGCCUUGGGUAUUGGGACCCAAGGUCUCGUGCAUCCUGGCCACAUCGGCGAGACAGCCACCGCUGAGUUUCCGGUAUUGAAGCCCGUGGCAUCUCAUAGACAGCUUUCUUUGGCCUGUCUUCACGUCAACCUUCGAGUCUUGCAGGAGAAUGCCCUCGACGCUACCACCAGGUAUCCCUUUUUCGAAUACUCCAAGGAACAAUGGCUCCGUCACGUCGUCCACGACAAGAAAAUUGACGACGACGUUCUUUUCGAAACUCUGGAAGCGUUCAGGAAGCUCUUCAAGAGCAUGGACUUUGACCCUAUCCGAAAAAGACGGCCGCAAUCCGCAGCGGACCUGAUCAACAGCUUUUGGCCGACCGAACACGAAUCGCCGCUUCACCUGGCCGCGUGUACAGGGCUGGUCAACUACGCUCGAAGGUACCUCCCUGAGUGGCGUAACGCUCAGCGGGAGGCGAGUGCAGGCAUGUUUUCCUUCUCGGCCGUUCAGAAACCAUCGGUACUGGAGUCGGCACUGCACCACGCCGUUUUGAAUGGCCACCUGGACACGAUGUUGGUUCUUUGGCCGCACGACGACAGCUCGUUCCAUUGGACACCGGGGGUACAAUCGGACCUAUUCUUCUCGGCGCUUAGCAGACAUCCCAAGAUUCUCAAGGCACUGUUGAGACUAGGCCUCACCCCCGACAGAAUUCCCGACUUCAAGAGAUCUGUCAAAAACCACUCGAGGAAUUUCAGGGUUGCGGGUUGUAUUGUUCAGGUUCUUGCUGAUCUGGAUGCCGAACUCGUGUCCCACCUCAUGGGCGCGUACGCGUCUGAAGGUUUGCCUGAACCUAUGGCGGUGCUCCUGCGCUCUGAACAGUACAGCACAAGUGAGAUUAUCCGGAAGAACAACCCGCUUGCCCGAGUCUGCGGUGCCGUGGCAAAGUCUGCCGGUCAUGUUGAGUGUCUCCGGCUUCUGCUCCCGGUCUAUCCCGAGAUCGAAGCCAGAUCCAGUCAAGGGAAACCGACAUCGGGAGUCGAUGGCAACGACUACGUCGAGGCCAGAGCAGCUCUGCACCUCCUCGCUGGCUCUUGGGAAGACUCUCAUCACAUCUUCUCAGCCGAGAUGUUUGACAUCCUAAUUGCUGCAGGCGCCGACGUCGAGACCACGGACGCGUACGGAAAUACACCGAUCCUUUGCCUUUUCACCACUGAUUCUAUCCAAGCUUGGCGUGGAUAUUUUGGGCUCAGCCAGUUUGGUAGUGGUGAGAAUCGGGAGGUGACGGAAGCUUUACGGCAUCUCCUCCGAGCCGGCGCUGACGUUUCGGUCCCUGGUCAGCACGGAGGUGGACUCCUUCACGAAGCCCUGUCCAGAAACCUGAACAUUGAGAUGUUGGAAUUGUUGAUAGAGUAUGGGGCAGAUAUUCAUGCCCUGAAAAGUACAUCACCCGCGAACGAUGGCAACGGGCCAAGGAAAACCCCCCUCCUGGCGGCAUACUGGGCCUCCCAAGAAACGCCUUUAACGUUUACUGGCAUCAUAUACAACAUCGUCAACAGCCUCAGCGAAGUGACGGAAUUCCUCAUAUCGAGAGGUGCGGGGAUUGGGGAUGCCGGAGACCCGAUCCAUGUUAUAGACACGGCCCUUCAGCACUGCGAUGCCGAAUCGUUCAGGAUGCUGUUGGCGACUGACACGGAACAGACGUGCUUCGACCCCUGUCUCUUCACCAUCUCUACGGCCCUGAAAGGCGUAGAGCACAAGGACAAUGUCUUCCUGCGGGAUCAGGACAAGACCCUACGCGAUCCUCUGCCGUAUAUCAAAGCGCUGGUUGACGCGGGCGCAAAUCUCGAAGCGCGGCGGCAACCCGACGGCGUCACUCCGCUGCUCUUCAGCCUCCGGUUCCCGCCGCACAUAUCCGAAGCGUUUGUGGCCGCCGGCAGUGAUUUGUUUGCCCAGGAUCACAGGGGCAGAGGCGCUUUGUUCCUUCUGAUGCCCCCCGCUGACGACUGGAGCUGGCCUGGCCCUGACCUCGACCGGAUGAGCAACCUAAUCCAGAGUCGUGGCUUGGAUCCCGGUGCCAGAGACGAAUACGGGAACAGCCUCGCUCACGUUGCCGUAGGCGUUGGAUCGAAGCAUGGCGCGGAUCCAAACGUCCCUUUCCACAUCGAGUCCUUGCUCGAGUGCCUCGUCAACUAUAACGUCUCCUUGGGAGCCCAGAACUACGCGGGACAAACGCCUCUUCACGCCUUGUUCGACUACAGAACCGGGAUGCACCACAACCAUGCCGGCGCCCUGGAUCACAUUGCCAAGGUACUCGGCUUCUUCUCCCGCACGGGUGAAAUCAUCGACGUCAACGCAACCGACAACGAGGGCCUCACGCCUCUUCACUUCGCCGCCAUUGGCACUGGGUCAUCCAGUCCUUCCAUACUCCAUCUUCUCCAGUCGCAUGGUGCGGACCUACGAAGCAAAGCCAGAAGCAGCCGAAACGCGUUGCAUCUGGCUUGCAGGGCGAGGAACUCGGCUGCAGUCGGCUACCUCAUCGACCAAGCACCCGAUCUCGUCCAUCAAGUUGACGGUGAUGGCCGUACGCCCUUGUUCGACGCCUGUAUAUCAGGACUGGUGGAAUCAGUAGGCGCUUUGCUCCGGGCCGGUGCGAGACUCGACGCGGUUGAUGCCCAAGGCCGGACGCCUCUCGACGCCUGCGCCGAGUUUCUGCAAGAACGGGAAAAUUGGGCUGUGAGCCUCUCAAGAUGGCUCCAGGGAAAUUUUGCCGCAUGCGAUGUGUAUCGACCGUCCAUGCCCCCUGGUGCUCCGCCAGCCCUCAAGGAGAACUGCUUUGGACAACGAGAGACCAUGUUCCGCGACAUGUUUAGAGAAACAAGAUCGGACCUGCUGCAGAACGAAGGAAUGUCGAUUCGAUCAGUCGUAAGAGCGUUGCUAGACGCGGGUGUCGAGACCACAUGGCCUUCUCGUCCGGGGGGCAACGACAAUACUGUCUGUGACCGGUCUGGACAUUCUAUCGAUUCCCAUGUCUCGGCUUUAUUACAGGGUCAUUAUAGCAACCAGCACCCAGGCAACAGCUAUUUCGACUCGACUGGACGUGCGAGGCCCUCUGAAGAGGUUGAAGCCCUCACUACCACAGACGAUAUUCUGCGGGACCCUUGGAGGCAUAUAUCACACUUGUCACCCGACGAUGUUCGCCAGUUGGUUGAGAAGGACGCCAACCUGGUCGGGUGUCUGGUCGUCGACGACAAGAAACUGACCGCAAGUCAUCGGUACUUACACGGCGUGAGCUUUGUCGAGUACGCUGCAGCCAACGGAAUGACAGAGACGGUGAUGGCGCUCGGAGACACGGUUCAAUACGGCACCGAAGGCGCCGGCACACGGCUCGAUCGAUGGACGAGCGAAGCCUUGCUGCCGGACGCGGACAAGGAAAUCACGGUGGCCCGCUACGCCGUGAACCGUCCGUCUACAUUUCCGCAGCCAGAAGACGUCAAGACGCUGGGAGACCUGAUACGGCACACGCAAUGGCUGUGGGAGCCUCUUCUGCAAGUCGCCUGCAGGCGGACGGCGCCGAACAUGGAGAUGGUCAGGACGCUGGUGGAGAGAUGCGGCGUGGACCUGCGUCGACCGAGUUUGGAGGUUUACGCCACCGAAGACAAGCCCGUCCUGCCGUACAACAUCCUCCUGCACAUCCUGGCCAAAGAGCAGGCGUUCUGGCACCUCGAGGCCCUGCGGUAUCUGCUAGAACGGGGCGCCGACGUCGACAGCCGCGACCAGCGGCACCAGACGCCGCUGCUCGUGGCCGUCAGCAACCCAGGCGUCUUCACCCAUAGGUUCGUCGAGCUUCUGCUCGAGUUCGGGGCCGAUCCCAACUACAAGGUAUACUACCUUACGGAUACAUGUGUUUCCCUUGCGACUGGCAAAAGCCUGGCCAUCUUGCAGGCCCACAGCGCAGUCAAGGAGCGCCCGCCUGAGUCGGGCCAAACCGACCGUCCACAAGUUUCGGUUGUUAGUCUCUUUGGCCGAUGA